AUGAUGUCGCCACAAGACAAUCAGAACGAAGUCUUACCUGGCGGCAACGAGGCUAACAUAAAUGAUACCACAGACUCGCCGGAAACUGAAAAUGCAAAUUAUUACACAAAACGGUCGAAGCAUAAUCAUGGCUGGCGCCAUAUUGUGCGGAAUUUCACACCCGCUUGGUUCUCUGUUAAUAUGGGCACCGGGAUCACUUCUAUUCUGCUCAACACUUUACCCUACAAUGGCCGAUGGAUAUACUGGAUAUCAGUGGCAAUUUUUUGUUUGAACAUACUCCUUUUUAUCAUUUUCUUCGCUAUCACCAUCUUGCGAUACGUCCUCUACCCGAAGAUCUUCUAUCUCAUGGUGACUCAUCCUACACAGUCCCUUUUCCUUGGAGCUCUCCCUAUGGGACUUGCCACAAUAAUAAAUAUGAUCUGCUAUGUCUGCGUACCAGUCUGGGGAGAUUGGACUGUUUACUUUGCCUGGGCUCUGUGGAUUGCAGAUGUCGUUAUAUCUAUCAUGACGUGCUUCGGGAUACCAUUUAUUGUGAUGACUCGAACAGCUGACGUCAAGCUACAAGCGAUGGGCGCCGCUUGGCUGCUUCCCAUUGUGUCUUGCGUCGUUGCGGCGGCGUCAGGAGGUAUUGUGGCUGAUCUACUCCCAGAUCCUCAGUAUGCUCUAGGGACUAUCAUCGUGAGCUAUGUUUUAUGGGGAAUUGGAGUGCCCCUGGCCAUGAUGAUCAUUGUCAUUUAUUUAAUGCGCCUCAUGCUAUACAAACUACCACAGAAAGCAGUAAUUGUUAGCACAUUCUUACCUCUGGGUCCUCUGGGUCAAGGGGGCUUUGGAAUUCAAAAGUUGGGGGUGGCCGCACAAAAGGUUUUCCCACUUACAGGAACGUUGAGGUCCGGAUCAGGCGAUACUUUAUACGACAUCGGCUUCCUAAUGGGUCUUCUCCUGUGGUCGUUUGGUUGUAUAUGGCUGUUCUUUGCAGUGGCAGCCAUUAUUCGGUCGAAGAAAUUCCCAUUCAAUCUCGGAUGGUGGGCAUUCACCUUCCCGCUCGGCGUCUUUGCAACCUGCACCAACCAACUAGGCCAAGAAAUGCCGUCCAGGUUCUUCAGAGUCCUAGGCACAAUACUAUCCGUUUGUGUUCUACUAUUAUGGAUUGUGGUAUCGCUAUUUACCGUGAAGGGCAUGUUCAAUCGCAGUCUAUUCGUGGCACCCUGUCUGGGUGACCUCCAGGAGUAUGAGCCUAAGAAGUUUCAGAAAGUGAAGCAAGGAUCAAAGGCAUAG
This is a messenger RNA of Penicillium expansum, 1275 nucleotides long. RefSeq names its product TDT family transporter. Gene Ontology annotation, molecular function: sulfite transmembrane transporter activity. Gene Ontology annotation, biological process: transmembrane transport; sulfite transmembrane transport. NCBI's taxonomy places the organism in Eukaryota, Fungi, Ascomycota, Eurotiomycetes, Eurotiales, Aspergillaceae. The transcript is spliced from 5 exons. Bases 1 to 1275 code for a protein of 424 amino acids. Gene Ontology annotation, cellular component: plasma membrane. The record is from RefSeq and is a predicted model, not a curated record.